ACGGAACACACAGCGCAGUCAAUUAGGGGACUGUGCCUCUGGAGCCAUGAAAACCCCAAAAGCAUGGUUACAUUAGCCUCGCUGUGGUUGCCUGAGACUCGCAGGUUGGUAGGAAUCAUAUUGUGGGUGACGCUGUCAAUAGAGCACCCAUCCAGCGCUCUGAUGUCCAUCGGGAUGGAAAGGGGUUGAACGGAGAUACCUAGCUCCGACACCAGGGUAGUGUUCAUAAAGCUCUCGUCGGCCCCAGAGUUAAUGAGCACCCAGAUUGAUUUGGACUGGUCUCCCCACAACAGGUUAGCAUAGAGAGGGUUACAAUUAGUGAGAGAUUGGAACCUCCCCAUACAGCUCACCAGUGUACUCGUACCUACUGAUGAGCUUGGUCUUUUAAUGGGCAAGUAGAUAAGAAAUGUCCCAUAGCUCCACAGUACAGACAGCUCUUGGUGUUCAGUCCGCGUAAGUGCUCAGCAGGAGACAAUCUAGCCAUGCACAGUUGCAUGGGCUCCAGAGGAGGCGAGUCAACAGCCCUCUGUAAUCCGGGAUUCCUUGGAGGUGAGCUGGAAUUAGAGUGCGACAGGGAAACAGACCCUUUCUCCCUCCUGUUUUCCCGUAACCGUCCGUCGAUCCGGAUGGUCAAGGCUAUGAGGGAGUCGAGGUCCAUGGGCAGCUCCCAGGCUGCGAGCACUUCUUUAAUCACCUCUGAUAAUCCAUGAAGGAAGGUGUCGGAACAGGGAUUCCGGGUUGACAUAGUCGGAGCAGUUUACGCGCACCCUGUCUCCCUGACUUCGGAGAAUCAAACACUUUUUGUACCACCUCCAGACUGAGGCAAACGGUGGACUGUUGCUCCCACACAACCGCCAGUUCGUAAUAUCACGGCUCAGGCUAAGAUGCAGAUGCAGACACAGGAGGCAGACAGUACAAGUUUAUUACAGUACAUGGGGCAAGCCAUCGGUAGGUUAAGGCAGGCAAAGAGUUGUAAUCCGAGUCAGGCAGGUACAGGACGGCAGGCAGGGUCAGGACAGGCAGAAACUGGGAAGACUAUACAGGGCAAAUACUAGAGCACAGGAACACGCUGGUAGGACUUGACAGGACAAGACGAACUGGCAACAGACGAACAGAAAGCAUGGGUAUAAAUACACAUGAGCUAAUGGGAGACACCUGGUGGGUGUUGGAGACAAUUACAAGAUGGGUGAAACAGAUGUGUGUGACAAGCCUACACAAUCACUUUCAACUUUCAACUUUCAAAAGAAUUGCUGGUAUAAAAAAUAUAAUACAUCAAAUUAUCCAUGUAUUUUUUUCAAAGGUGGUUGCAAUGCAGUGAAACUUGUGUACUGCACUAACUAGUGUGUUCUUCCCAAAGUUUAGCAUGUCUUUCCAUGGCAACUGCCCAUUGUGAACUAACAAUUGUGCAAUGUGCAUAGAUACAGAAGUCUACUUUAAAAUGAUUUUCUAUGUUGAAUGUCUUGCUUGUGUUCUUGUUUGUCAUGUGGGUUAUCUUCAUUUAUGUCUCACUAAUGUCCAUAUGGCUCAUCUCAGCCAUGACUUUUGGAAGGGAUAUGUGAAAUAACCUGCACGGGCUCUUUCUGUCCUCUAAACAUCAGUACACGAAGUGAAUGCAAGUCUGUGAUACUGUAGUGUACUGGAGUUGACCUAAUUUCACAACGCUGAGUAAAAGAAUGAAAAUGUGAUCCAUUGACUUCACCAGCAUGCUGUUGUACGUUUGUCGUCUCUAACACUUUCCUUAUAUCUAGGCGAAUGAUGGUGGAUCAGCAUCAUUUCAUGGGGACUGGAUCAAAACGGGGAGAGGACCUUGUGUCUGCCUCUGAGCAGACCUCUUUGAAUUCUUCAAGAUGUUCCACCUGCGAAGGUGAUCAGCAGUGUUCGUCAGUACGUGGAGGCAGUGGCUGGUGUCACGGCAUUGCAUCCCACCGUCACAGCCUUGCGAGAACACUCUCAACCUUGGUAAAACAAGAGAGCACUGAAUUUGUAUAACACGUGAUAUAGGUAUAGGUGCAAGCACACCUGUAAAUGUCACCUCCACCAAUCACAACAAAAGCCACAGGGCAGAGAAUUAUGAAGUCAUCGACGAUAACGUCCGGUCCAUUGAUCACGGUGAGACACUCCUUAUAUUCCAAACACUAGAUUGUAUCUCUUGGCUGAGCGUUCUGUUCAAUCAGAAACCACUAACGAGGACUUUCCUGGGGCAAAACAAAACAUCACUUGAGUAAAAAUCGUUGUGUAUAUUUUCAUAGAGGGCUGUAGCACCAAAUGGAAUGAUAAUGAUGUAGGACCCUCCAGUUCCAACAAUCCCACCAGCAGCCAUGAGUAUCCAGCUUAAACAGCAGGCCGGUUCCCACCUCAGGGCCCCGAAGGAACGCCAUGUCAGAGAUCUCUCUCUGAAAAAGGACAAACUCCAGCAUCUUCUCCUGAAACUGGACACCAUGAAGGGCCCCCCGGGGCAAGACCCUAGAUGGCAAUACAGCCGUGGGAGUCUAGACAGGAUGACAGGGCUCAUGCAAUUCCUGGGGACAGACAGAGAGGCAGCAGGUGAGAGGACAGCCAACAACCACAUGGAGGACGGAGAGAGCAUGACCCCAGAGGAUGGUGACACCUGUGACCAUUCCCUGCACAGCUGUUGGCGCGGAAUCUUCCAGUCCAUCAGCUUCUCCUUCAGCCUGACUACUUCCUUCAUCAUAGAGCUGCUCAGCUUCAUCACACAGUAUGUCAUCAAGGUCUUCCCGGUUCUGCCUGUCCUGACCCUGAGCCUGCCUGAAUCUGCCUUGGAUUAUGAACCUCUGCCUGCCCCCGACCUGCCCUUUGCCUACCCCUUUGUUAUAAUAAAUAUUCUAAGAAUCAAACUGAGUCAUGUUACACACAGCACUUUUAACAUGGUGUUUUCAAUUGACAUAUUUGACACACUUUGACAAACAUUGCUACAUUGUGGAUGUUUAUUUAUACAGUAAUUAUCAUUCAACAUGUCCUUCUCUUGGAUUUUUACUCACAACCCCUUGGUUCACAGCAUUCUUCCUGCUACGUCACAAUAUCUGCGUCAGUAACCGAUUUAGACCCGAAUUGCUACACAUUGGACUUCAAAUCAAAUCCCAACCUUGUUAAAAAUACAGCCAAGAAAAGCGAUUAUAUUUAUCUUAGCGAUUCAGGAGUAACGUAAAAACAGAAUAAUAUACCCCACCAACAUUGGACAACUAUACAGAAGACCCUCAAAUUGCUGGAAUAAGUAAAUGAAAUCAAAGAUGUGAGAAUAGUCAGAAUAACUGAAGUUUUUCUAAAACACAUUUUCACAUGUUGAAUUGUCAAUCUUUGUAAGAACUUGUGACAAUCAAGAGCUGCGCUGUUAAAACCUCUUCAGGAUCUGACCCUUUUUUUUUUUUUAAUUCACCAAAAAUGACAUACCCAAAUCUAACUGCCUGUAGCUCAGGACCUGAAGUAAGGAUAUGUAUAUUAUUGAUACCAUUUGAAAGGAAACACUUUGAAGUUUGUGUAAACGUGAACUUAAUGUAGGAGAAUAUAACACAUUAGAUCUGGUAAAAGAUAAUACAAUUUUUUUUUACCAUCUUUGAAAUGCAAGAGAACAGCCAUAAUGUAUUAUUACAGCACAGGCGCAACUUAUUUUGGCCACUAGAUGGUAGCAGUGUAUGUACAGCAAAUUGCAGAAAUGUAUUCUUGCCAGCCUCCAUUAUAUCCACAGAUGUGGUGGCACAGUGGGAACUUCAGGUAGCUAGCAACCAAGAGGUUGUGAGUUCAGAUCUUAGUUAAGUGAGGUUGAGUCCUAAGUAAUCAGCAUACUGUCCUUUAACAUUAACACAUGGAUAUAGCUAAUAAAAUACCGUAAAGAGUUGUAGAUUUACUUUUUCACUGCAACUAUAGACAAAAACCUUACAGGAUCAUUACACAACGUUCUAAGAACGUCUUUAAAAAACGUCGUUGUGGAUGUCCCUGCAACAAACCGGGAACUACACAAAACAUGCAGGGGACCAUGACUGCUGUAAUUAAUGUAAAUUAUGUCUUUCAAAGUAAAAUGUUCUAAAUUACAUUUCACACCUGGGUUUUCAUAUGUGCCCAUAAUGUUUCAUCUCCAUGUUGUCACAUUUAUUUCACAUUAAUUUCACAUGAGAUCAUGUUCUUCCAUGUGCUCACAUGUUGUCGCGUAGUUUUAUGUCAUGUUGCUUCACAUGUUGACACAUUAACUUCACAUUAAAUCACAUUUGAUCACA
This is a messenger RNA of Oncorhynchus keta (chum salmon), 4229 nucleotides long. RefSeq lists its product as uncharacterized. The transcript has 8 exons. The coding region runs from base 2319 to 2921 and encodes 200 amino acids. The record is from RefSeq and is a predicted model, not a curated record. Lineage: Eukaryota; Metazoa; Chordata; Actinopteri; Salmoniformes; Salmonidae.